Messenger RNA from Nicotiana tabacum (common tobacco), 1365 nucleotides. Lineage: Eukaryota; Viridiplantae; Streptophyta; Magnoliopsida; Solanales; Solanaceae. The record is from RefSeq and is a predicted model, not a curated record.
AUGUAUAAGCUUCUCAGUGAACAACUUGAGGGAGAAGUCAAGAACCUCCGAGCCGAGUUGGAUGUGGCCCAGAAAGAACACGCCGAUCUAUUGGAACAGGUAAAAAUCUUUGAAGUUAGUGAUGAUGAGCUAGACACAGUGUCUAACGGUUUGAAUCCAAAGGUCCAGAAGAAGAUUGAUCGGGUCGACCAGCUCCAGGCUGAGAUGGAUGAAGUCAAAGCUAUGGCUGAGGAGUGGAAUGGCAAGAUGGACCGAUUGGCUUCGGAAAAGGAGACUGCCCGAGAGCAGCUGGCCUCGGCGGAGGCCCAACUUCGAUCGGUGAAGGAGAAAGCUGAGACCCGAUCUCGAAAAAUUGAAGACCUCCAGUCUCAACUGGGCCCGGCCGUUGCCGCACGGGAUACCUUUGCUAGGGAGCUUGAAGCAGCCAAGUCAGUGGCAGAAAUAACUAGGGUCGACACUAAAGAAAUGGUGGACCAGUACAAAGCAGAUGCUGAGGUAGCUCAGGAACACCUAAAUACAAUUGUCAAAUAUGUGAAGUGGCAGUCCCGAAGGAAGGCUCUCGAGGAGGUUCAUGCUUGGGGAUCCGAUUUAUCAGCUGAGCUCGAAUACCCCGAGGAUGAGGAAGAUUCUGAAUGUUCAGGCGAAUCCGAGGACAGGGAAAACCCCGAUGGACCCGAAGCGAGGAAAUUGUCGCAGAAGCAACUGGAAAGAGAGAUGGACAGAGGCUGGCUUGAACUCGCAGAAACGGACAUUUCUGCGCAAUCGCAGAAGCGCAAAGCUCGUAGAAGCGUGAAUAGUGCUCGCAGAAGUAUGAACAGCACUUGCAGAAGUGUGAACAAUGCCCGCAGAAGCGUGAACAGUGCCCCGCAGAUGGUGAGGACACGCACUACCGGGUCAGCUGAGCAGGCACCACGCAUACUGCUAGGGCCUCAAGAGGCCGGGGCCGAGUUAGAGGAUGAGUUAGAGGCCGAGGAAGGGCACGUGUCACAAUUAGAACAUCGGUUAGAGAGGUUGGGGGAGGAGUUCAUACUCCUACCGCUCGUAUUCCAGAGCAGCGAGUUCACAUUGAAAGCUGCUGGAAUUUCUGGGCAGCAGCUGAUGCUUUCGCUUCUGCGGAUGUUUCAUCGCAGAAGCGACCUCGCAGAAGCCAGAAAAUUGUCCCAAGAGCAACUGGAAAGGGAGCUGGACAGAGGAUGGCUUGAACUCGCAGAUACGGAUAUUUCUGCGCACCUGCGUAAUCGCAAAAGCGCAAGUAAGAACGCAGAAGCGAAGCUGGCAGCUUGCUGGUUUUUUUCGAAGAAGCGUGAACAAUGCUGGCAGAAGCGUGAACAGUGCCCGCAGAUGCAAAACUGGGCAGCAACAUAA